Messenger RNA from Archocentrus centrarchus (flier cichlid), 4104 nucleotides. It is a transcript of the gene spryd3, whose product is annotated as SPRY domain containing 3. NCBI's taxonomy places the organism in Eukaryota, Metazoa, Chordata, Actinopteri, Cichliformes, Cichlidae. Gene Ontology annotation, molecular function: protein binding. The record is from RefSeq and is a predicted model, not a curated record. The coding region runs from base 87 to 1352 and encodes 421 amino acids. The transcript is spliced from 11 exons.
CCAAAGUUUGCACAACUGUGUCGCUGAUGGAUGGAUAGCUGAUGGACGAAAGUGAGUUUCUGCCUCAUUUACCGCCUAGAUAGCAGAUGGAUGACAUCAAUGUACUGCACCACAGAUGCCUCCUGAAUCUGAGGCGUCGAGUCAGAGAUAUUGGAGAUGGUCGACCAGCACAGGAGCGAUAUAUGAGGCUGCAGAAGGAUGGAGACACACUCAGUUACCAAGGGAACUCUGAAGAAGUGGGAUGCUAUGUGGCUGGCCGGCCUUUAUCAAAAGGAAAUUGCUACUUUGAGGUGACCAUAGUGGACACAGGAGUGAGGGGGACCAUUGCUGUGGGCCUGGUGCCUAAAUUCUACAGGCUGGACCACCAGCCUGGCUGGCUGCCAUACUCUGUAGCUUACCACGCUGACAACGGCAAGUUAUAUAAUGGCAACCCUGUGGGGCAGCAGUUUGGCCCAAAAUGUGCUCGUGGUGAUCGCAUAGGCUGUGGAAUACACUCAGAAAAUAUAGAAGCAGGUAUCACAACAGUCUUUUUCACCAAAAAUGGCAAAGAGGUGGGUUCAGUAGAAGUUCCUGUGUCGGCAGAAGGGCUCUUCCCCGCUGUGGGGAUGCACUCAAUGGGGGAGGAGGUGAAGGUCGACCUGCAGGCCGAGUGGUUCCUGGAGGAGGAUGAUAGUAUGAUGAUGGUUGACAGCCACGAGGAUGACUGGGGUCGACUUUAUGACGUCAGGGUGAGCGGCACGCUUCUGGAGUAUGUUGGCAAAGGAAAGAGUAUUAUGGAUGUGGGUUUGGCCCAGGCCCGACAGCCACUCACCACCCGCUGCCAUUACUAUGAAGUGGAGAUAGUCGAUGCCGGGGAGAAGUGCUACAUUGCCCUGGGCUUGGCAAGACGGGACUACCCCAAGAACAGACAUCCGGGGUGGAGCCGAGGAUCAGUGGCUUACCAUGCAGAUGAUGGGAAGAUCUUUCAUGGCAGUGGGGUUGGAGAUGCUUUUGGUCCUCGCUGUUUCAAAGGUGACAUCAUGGGCUGCGGCAUCAUGUUCCCACGAGACUACAUCCUGGAAGGGGAAGGUGACACAGAUGACUGGGAUCGACUGGACGUCCGCCCAGGUCACGCCAGGGUCCAGAAUGUUCUGUACCUCAACGACGAGGAGGAAGAGGAGGAGGAGGAGGAUGGAGAGGAGGCAGGAGAGCAGGAACAGGAGGGCAGGAAGGUCACGGUGUUUUUCACGAGGAAUGGGAAGCUCAUGGGCCGGAGAGAGAUGGUCGUCCCUCCUGGGGGCCUCUACCCCACCGUGGGGAUGCUGAGCAGCGGUGAGAAGGUGAAAGUGGACCUGCAUCCCCUCAGCGGAUGAGCCUGAUGAGGGCCCGGCCCUGGGGGAGGCGGGGGGCUUGUGACGCUUUGCAAACAGCUGACCUCGCUGUAGAGCUCACCCACGGUAGCCUAGCAUGCUACUAACACUCGCCAGAACACAUUCACUUCAGCUGCACUCAUGCACAUUGCUGUCGUCUUCCUUCCCCGACUUUUAUUUAUGAGACAUUUCACAGCUGUCACGGUGGACAGCCGGCCUCGUGGCUGUAAAGCAGCAGUGACAGGUCCUACGUGUGCUGUGUAGGUUACAGAGUACUCGCUGCAGGAACACACAGCUGCACAUCAAAGUGGAAAAACUCCAGAGAGACAUUUAACUGUUAAUUCUAUGCAAUCUGCACUGCUAUCACCCUUCUCCUCUAACGUCCUCCUGCAUGCAGUGUGUCUCUGUAAUACUGAGCUGUUAAAUCCCUCUCAUGAGGUCUGGCACACUUAGUUUAUUUCAUUUGUCACAACCCCAAGCAAAGCAGAGCGAGGCCAACAGUUGUGCCGAGUCAGAGCUCGUUGGCAGUUUAUGUUUCAGGGAAUAGACACCCCCCUUCUCCACCUCCUCUCUUUUUCUUUGUCUCUCUUUCUCUCUCUUUCCUAACCUCUCCACGUCUUCUCUUUGGGUGAGGGUGCCCUCCUCUGAGCGAUCGGAGACCUGCUGUUGCCCCACCUCGCUCGCUGCUCUCCCAGAGCUGGCUGGAGGUCAGCAGUGGAUCUGUUUCAGUAUCUCAGAUGUGCAUUAACACUCAUUUAUUUGUUUUGUUUUUUUUGUUUUGUGUCUGGAUCACAAGUUCAGUAAACACAACCAAACAUAAGACGCUGCCAGUGUGCAGCACAGACGUUUCCUCAGAGUGGAUGAAGAGCUUUGUGAGUGUUUUAUAGUGAGAUUACAAAUGAGGAAAAAAAAAAAAACAAAAACGUGUCAGGUAUAUUUUCUACGAGGAAUCUGUGAAAUAUACUUUUCAGUUUAUCUUCUACGUCAGAAGUUCAGGGAACGCGAUUUGUUGCACUUAUGUGAAACGGAGGCCGUUAAGGGAAUACAUGCACAUACUCGGUGGACAAAAUAACAGGAACAUCUUCCAGUGAAAUGCUGCCUGAUGCAACACAACACACUACAGCCAUAACAAUAACCACAAACUUUAAAAACAACCAAACAAAAUGCACCUCUGAGGGUAAAACCUACUCUGAAAACCUCACACAGAAGCAUCAGGUGCAGGACGUUUGGAUUAGAUUGCAUCACACUCUACUGUAAUGUGAUAUUUUUACUCCCUCUGCAUGUUUGCCCUCAAUAUGAAGAAUUAUUUACUAUCUUCAUUUUCUUCCCCUCCAUUUUGACCUCAAAGGUUUCAGUGAUAUCGUUCUAAACAGUCUGCUAGUUUCUUUCCCUCUUUGUGAUGUGACAGUAACUAUGAUGGUGUUUAUUUGCUGCGUGUGCCACAUCUGUGUUUGUGUGUGUGUGUGUGGGUGUGUGUGUAGGGCCACCAGCACUUUAAUGAUGUGUUUGUGUGUCUGCACGGUGAGCAGCAGCAGCACUGGGAGUCUGUGUCACAAAGUUAGAUUUCUUUGUGUUUGUGUGACAUCUGAAGCUGGCGUGUUUUUAGCCAGUACAGAGUCCAGGAGUAAGAUCGCGUUUUUCUGAGUUUUAUUUUUUUGCCCAUCUACUGAUUUCAUUUAGUUCAGCUUUAAAUUUUAUUUAAUUUCACGCAGCUUCUUUUCCUGCUUGGUGAAGCUUGCAUCAGUUUCUCAGAUUCAGUCAGAGGGAGAAAAGGUCGCACUUUAGCAAUAUUUUUCAAGUGAUAAAAGGCAGAUGUGGUGACAGACCCAGCAGAGCACUAAAGUUAAAAAUCCGAGUCAGAGAUCACUCCUGGGGGUUUCUUUCUUGACAGCUUGGUGCAAGUCCAAGAAAAUUCACUUUUGCAAUCAGUUUCUCCCUCCAAGCUUUUAAAAUGUUUGCUUUCUUGUUUAAGCUGUAAAAAGUGUUGUGACAGUUGCACAUUAACACUUAGAGUUUAGCCGAAUUGGUGAACGCCGGUUAAGUCGAACUUUGCGACACAGACUCGAGCUGAAACGAUCCGUGCAGGCGUGAUUGUCGAGUUUGUCCUAUCACGUCAGUCGGAGCUGGUUUCCACAUGUUUCUAAUUUACGGUUAAAGGGAGAAAAGUUAUCGCCAUCAUUAUUCUGCAUCAGCUAAACCAAACUGGUUUCCUCUGCAUCUUCCCAUUGCUACAUUUGCAUCCCUGUAAAAUAAACAUUCCUCCUCGCCUUCCUAAAAGGUGCAAACAGCAGGUUUCUUUGGCAUGUUCACAAAUUAAAUCAUCCAUAGCUUCAUGCAGACGGUGAUGCUAGAAAUCUAAUACACAGGGUUAACUAUUAAAUCACAUCUGCUGGAGAGUGUGUGUUUGUAUUUAGUCGUCACGUGUUUGUUUUAGAGCCAAUUAUGUAAAGAUGUAAACAUAUUUUUUUCCUCACAUGCAGGGGUGGAUAGAGACUUAAAGCUAGACAGCGCAAAGAUAUAAACGAGACACCGAUGUGGGGAGUAUUAGCCACAUCUCCAUCCAGGGUUUUGGAGUCACGUAUAUCGAAGUUUACUCAGUACAACGGUUUACAAAUAAAAGCUCCGCAGUUCAACCAAAUUAGAGCUAAACGCAGUGAAAGUUUUGUAGCGUCUACAAACGCACUCACCAAGAAUUUAUGUAAGAAAAAAAAAAAAAUUUGCCUUGUUGAAUUGCACUAUAAUGGCCUUGUUCAUA